Molecule: messenger RNA, 2277 nt
Organism: Trichoplusia ni (cabbage looper)
Lineage: Eukaryota; Metazoa; Arthropoda; Insecta; Lepidoptera; Noctuidae
Gene: T48
Exons: 7
Coding region: 328-1353 (341 amino acids)
Source: RefSeq, a predicted model, not a curated record
CCAGUCGUAGUACUCAACCUGAGGUAGAGUUCUUUCUACGUACGAGUACUUGCAGUGAGUGGCGUCACGCGGCGCGCCAGUCACCGUUCAAACGUCCAUCCGUACGAGCGUGCUGCGCGCGCGCACAAACACCGAAUUCGAAUUUCUAAUCGUGACGCAAAAGUGUUGUGACUUGUGCUAAUUCGUGACAGUGUAUCGAUACCAUCUAUGAUUCGAAUAAAGAAUUAGGAUCUACAAAAUGAGGUGAAGUGAUGGAUAUGUGAUUAUAAUACUGUUAUGGAAAACGUUUACAUUUUUAUGUAAAGUCACGAUGAGUAGCGGUGUGCGAUGAGGUGCGCGGCGCUGGUGGCGGUCGCGGUGCUGCUGGCGGCGCAGGCGGCGCACGCGCAGCUGCGGCCCGCCGACGCGCCCCCCGCCAUCAACGACACACGCUGUGGUGCAGAAUGUGUGCGGUGCGCGGCUGACGGCUGCGUGAAAUGUGCGCGCCUCCUGGUGUGGCCGGGGGGCAGCUGCGCGCACGCAUGCCCCGCCGGCAGCCGCGAGGCCUGGGCACACGACGACCAUCUCAUGGGCCGAGUGUGCUAUCCGGCACAGACUUAUAAUGAGGUGAUAGUGGGCGGUGCGUGCGGCGUGGCGGCUUGCAUCGCUCUGGUAGUAGCGGGAGCGGCGUACGCGCGGUGUCGCAGCAAGGCGCGCGCGCAGCCACAGCCGCUGCCGCAACGAACCCAUCACGACGACGACACGCGACUUCGAGAGUUCCACAAACAAUUAGAUUGUUUAAGACCACACGCGUACACCUUGCUGGCGAUUCUGAAUCACACGCGGCACCAGGUUCGAGAGCUCUACCAGCUUGGCAACAACGAUGCUGCAAUAGCGUACAGUUGCAUCCUGAGUGAUCUGGCCAAGUUGCUCAUACUGUUGAACAAGCAGCAAGUACCUGUGGUGCCGGACGAAUGGCCCCGACUCGCCAGUUGGGCUGAACGAAUAUUGAAAAGAUAUAGCCGUACGGGUGUCGGUACACAGCAAGAUGGACAGCUAGUUAAUAUCCUGCCCGCCCCACCGAGCCAGGGCUCCGACUCAGAGGCGACUCAGCAAUCCUUCUCAACCUUCAAACCUCCUUCGUAUUCCCCCACGUCGUAUGACAGCAAUAUAAUUGACAAGGAGAUGGAGUGCGAGUGGAGUGACGCGGGCCGGCCGCCGAGCUACUCCCAAGUAGAGCGAGAAAGAGAGACCAUCGUCCUCUCUGACCCCUGGGAGCGAAGACCCAUCGUCAGAAGAGAAAGCGUCUGGCUUGAAGACGAGUUCUUCGAGAUGACGAGGCGGCCCCAGGACGAACUAACCACUGAACUUUAAUAUAAUAUUAACAUAAGCAUUUGGUUCACCAUUCCAAGUCUGAGAAGUACAAAAUACAAGAUUACUAACAUUAGUUUAAUACUUUGUAAGUUUUGUAGUGGUGCUUCGACCUUGUAUAUACAAUCCUAAUGUUUACCUGCUCUAUCUUUUCUAUUAUUGUUAAGAUUUGUUUUAUGUUCAGUGUGUUAAAAAAAAUGUCUUCGCACUAAAUAACCAGGUAGUAACUACCCUACGGCACCCUCGACUUCUAUCGUGUAAAAAUUAAAAUGUAUAAAAACUAAGCACUCUCCAAUCACGAUAUAUCUCCCUACUAAAUAUAAUAAACAGUUAAGCAAUUAUAUUAUGCUUUAAAUAGAUUAUGCAAAAUUAACAUUAUUUUUAGACAAUUUAAAACCAAAGUAGAAUGUAGGUAUAAUAGUAUCUAGUCUAAUAACAAAAUUUGUCUAGAAAUUAAAGAUGUAGAUGUUUGUAAACAAAAUCUGUAUCGUAGAACCACAUCACUAGGUAUAAUUAUUGAAAUAAAUAAAUGUAUUUAAUGGAUUUAAUAAAUGAAAUCAAACGAUCGAAUAACCGUAGAAAACUGUACCAGUAAAUAAGUAAUACGAUAUCUGAGGCCUACACUGCAGCACGUUUUAAAAUAAUAUUGUUGUGGUUGUGGAAGAAAGAGACCACUCCACGCCGAGUAGCAUGCUGUCACGCUUCCACAACUGCACUCUUAUUCAUUACUAUAGCAGUUGGCAGUAGGCCCCCAGAAUUAAUAUCGCUGUGUAUAUGAUGUAAAAAAACCAUUAUAAUUUAAUAAUAAAAUAGUAAUAACUGCCUUAUUUUUUAAUAUAAGUAAACAACGAAAAUACCUAUCUGUUACAAUACUUAGAAUAUUUUUUAUGAUUGUUAAAUUAAUAAAGAUGAAUAUAUUCUGGUUCA